GGAUCCCAAAGAUGACAUUACAGAUUUGACAACUGCAGUGGUACAUUUGAUAGGGGGUUAGUUCCCCUUGCAAUUCAACUUAAUUUAUUUAUUGAUUCACCAACUUUAACAUGUUACCAUACAAUCAUAUUACAUAAUAUGAGAUUUAUUAAGGUUGAAUCAUAAAUAAUAAUGAUAUAAUAAAUAAUUGAUUAAUUUAAAUUAACUGAUAUUCAAUUAAUUGAAGUGGGAAAAAAAUCACGAAAAAUGGAACUAAUUGUGUUUUCAAUUUGAUCCCGAUUUGGAUCAAUUUGGGUAUUUUAUAGAACCUUCUAUGUGAACUUGCUAAUGACCCACAACAAUAUCAUACCGUCUAAGUUACUAAUGAUCAUGAACAUCAAAGUAUAAUCCAUGUAGCAAAAUUUACAUCUUAAUGCUAACCAAAAUAUCAAAUAAGUCCCUAUAUAAAAAAAAAUGUAUUUUAUUUCAUAUAAAUAAAAGUAAUUUGAACAUCCGGGAAUUUUAGACAUGGCUGCUACCAUUGUUUGUUUGACGUCAACGGUAGAAUUCCUGAAAUCUUGGAUGAUGUAAACCAAAGCAGUAAAAAAAAAUGACUGGAAAACGAUGGAGUACUGGAAAGAACUUAGGCCAUCAAGUGGAUAAUUCCACAUCAACAAUUAAAAAAUUGAGCAUUCUCUACAGUGAUCCAGAGCUAAGCGACCUUCGUCUUUGUAUAGGGGAUAGGACCUUUCAUGCCCACAAGCUUAUUCUCAGCAUAUCCAGUGAUGUGUUUAAAACCAUGUUAACAAGCCCUACAUGGCCUGAGGCGUAUACAUCCCAGAUUUCCUUAGAGGAGGAGCCUGAGUGUCAGGAGGUAUUUGAGGAUUUUCUUCAGUAUCUGUACACAGGCAGGAUUCACCUCAAUCAGACCAGUGUCCUCCCUAUCCUCAUCCUUGCCGACAAGUACAACAUCAACGAUCUGUCCGACGUUUGCAUCAAUUACAUGAGCAGCCACUAUGUGGCGCCACCCUCUCAGUCACGAGUGGUAUCAUGGCUGAAGUAUGCAACCAUGUGUGACCAUAAACAGCUGCAGCAGGUGUGUGAGGAGUAUAUCACGUGGAACUUUCAAUAUGUCACGAACACGCAUGAUUUUAUGGGCAUAUCUCCUGAUAUGUUGAUUAGAUUUUUAAAGUCUUCAAACGUCAUUGUUAAUGAUGAGUACACAUUGUAUGAGAAAGUCAAAAUGUGGUUUGUUUUCUACAAAGAAUCCAAAUGUAAUUCAAGGAAGCUGGAAGACAAACUGGAUAAUAUUGUGCAGCAUGUUAUGCCUUUGAUAAGGUUCCCAAUGAUGUUGCAUGAGAAACUGAGUGUUCUAGGAGAAGACAGAUUUUCCCCAGAAACCACAGACAUAUCAAAAGAUCACUGGACAUUAAAAGUUCGUGAACAAAUUCAGCAGCUAUGCAGGUCUUGUAAUGAACAUUGCAAGGAAGAAAACCCAUGUGGCAAUUCAGGACCAGGUCACCAGAUCACCUCCCAUUCAAACUGCUUUGGUAUAGUCCAAGAUCAAAAAUCCAGGCUUUUUCCUUCCCUUCCCAGUUCUUCACAUCAUAUGCCUUUUGACCCCAGGAUUUACACCAAUGACACCUGGAGCACAGAAAUAUCUGUACCAGAUGUGAAUAAACUGAACCAAGGUGAUGUUUUACGGGCAUUUUUUUCCACUCCGAUCUCGGGUCCAGGGGGAGAUGACAUUUCUAUGUGGGAUUGGCAUGUAGAUUUUUAUCCCAAAGGAGUCAUUUUUAAGCCUUGCCUUAUGAUUGGUCUGUUUUGGAACUGUGAAAUAGAUGAGGUUGUUUAUGAGACAGUUCGUUUGACUGUGACAUCCAAUUCUACUGAGAAUCGACAUGUCCAGAUCAGUAUUUUGAUCUGUGGGCAGCAGGACAGCAUUGAAUUUGUGGCCAAGUGCAUUACAAGAACCUGUUAUUUUGACAGUGAACACCUGUCUCACAAUUUUAAUGAUGUCAUAGAUCUUUCUGAUCUGAACCAAAGAAGAUCUCCUUUCUUACUUGAUUCUGACAAAAAUGCCUUAAAAAUCAAAAUCGUUAUAAGACCCUUGCUGGCUUUCUAAGUAAAAGUUUUAUUUGAAUUUUUAUCAAAAGUCGAAGAACAUUAUUUGAUCUACAAAACAAUUCUUUGUGUUUAUGUCGUGCAUUUGAUUUAUUUAUAAAUGUAGAAGUACAUUGUGUACAUUAUAUGUUUAUGUUGAAUGUUUCUUUAUCUGAAGGAAAAACUGCUAUAUAAUAUUUAUGUCUAUAGUACUCUAUGCAGGAAUACUGAUUGUGUGGAUUUUUUUAUAUGCCUUUAGUGAUAUUUAUUUCAUCUUCCAUUAUUACCGAGUUAUUUUGCUAUGAUGGUACGCCUUGGGAUGUUUAUGUUAUAAACAGAGUUUUAUUGCUUCACGUGAUAUUUACAUGUACACCAGUGUUUUGUCAGAAAUAAACCUAUUGCUUUUUCAA
Molecule: messenger RNA, 2492 nt
Organism: Ostrea edulis (European flat oyster)
Lineage: Eukaryota; Metazoa; Mollusca; Bivalvia; Ostreida; Ostreidae
Exons: 2
Coding region: 590-2104 (504 amino acids)
Molecular function (GO): protein binding
Source: RefSeq, a predicted model, not a curated record